CAGUCGCGGUGAUUCGUAAACUUAUUGCUUAAGUAUUAAGUAGUAAGUUUCCAUCAAAUUUUCUUAAGUCUAAAUUCUUAGCAUUAAUUAUUUUGUAUUAUUGUUUAUUAUUAUCCAAGAGUAUGCUUAAUUUUCAUACGUUUUAAAUAAUUUUAAGUUAUCCAAAUUAUGGCUUUUUCAAGUGAUGAAUUGAAUUUCCUUGUUUAUCGAUACCUACAAGAAUCUGGGUUUCAACAUUCGGCAUAUACGUUUGGCAUUGAAUCACACAUUUCUCAGUCCAAUAUCAAUGGAGCUUUAGUUCCUCCAGCUGCUUUGAUUAGUAUCAUUCAAAAGGGUUUGCAUUAUACCGAAGCUGAGAUAUGUGUUGGAGAAGACGGAUCAGAACAGCGUCUGACAGAGAGUUUGUCUUUGAUCGAUGCAGUGAUGCCAGAAAUUGUAGCCAGUCGACAAAGCCAAAACCAACAAAAACAAAGUGUAGUCAAAAACGAUUCACAAGAAACCAAUGGUGAAGAAGGUAUAGCAACAGUGACUCCAUCUGUUACCAGCACCGAAACAAUGGAACUAGAUAGCAGUAUUGAAAUACCGGCUGAAAAAUCAACUAUACUCAAGGGUCAUGAAUCAGAAGUUUUUAUUUGUGCAUGGAAUCCAACCACUGAUUUGCUUGCUUCUGGAUCUGGAGAUAGUACAGCACGUAUUUGGGAUAUGGCUGACAGUUCUGGUUCUCCUUCUCAACUUAUAUUGAGACACUGUAUUCAAAAAGGAGGAACUGAAGUACCCAGUAAUAAAGAUGUUACUUCUCUUGAUUGGAAUUGUGAUGGAACAUUAUUAGCCACUGGUUCAUAUGAUGGUUAUGCUCGAAUUUGGAUGACAAAUGGUAGAAUAUCAAGCACUCUUGGUCAACAUAAGGGUCCAAUAUUUGCCUUAAAAUGGAAUAAAAGAGGAAAUUAUAUACUCAGUGCUGGAGUUGAUAAGACUACUAUUAUUUGGGAUGCUGCUUCAGGCCAGUGUAACCAGCAAUUUGCAUUCCAUACAGCACCAGCAUUAGAUGUAGAUUGGCAAUCAAACAGUAGUUUUGCAUCAUGUAGUACUGAUCAAUGUAUACAUGUUUGUCGUUUAGGCCUCGAUCGACCAGUAAAAUCAUUCCAAGGACAUACAAAUGAAGUUAAUGCUAUUAAAUGGGAUCCUCAAGGAAAUCUAUUAGCCUCAUGUUCGGAUGACAUGACUUUGAAAAUAUGGUCUAUGAAACAAGAUAAUUGUGUGCAUGAUUUACAAGCACAUAACAAAGAAAUAUACACAAUCAAAUGGAGUCCAACAGGUCCAGGAACAGCCAAUCCAAACAUGAAUUUAAUACUUGCUAGUGCAUCAUUUGAUUCAACUGUACGUUUGUGGGAUGUUGAGCGAGGUGCAUGCAUACAUACUCUAACCAAACAUACGGAACCUGUCUAUAGUGUAGCCUUUUCACCUGAUGGAAAGUUUUUGGCAUCUGGCAGUUUUGACAAAUGUGUUCACAUAUGGUCAACACAAAGUGGUCAAUUAGUUCAUAGUUAUAAAGGAACAGGUGGUAUAUUUGAAGUUUGCUGGAAUUCUAGGGGUGAUAAAGUCGGAGCUAGUGCAUCUGAUGGAAGUGUAUUUGUAUUGGAUCUACGAAAACUCUAAUUCUUUGAACAUUAUUUGUUUUUACUUGAGUUUUCCCUAUUUUGGAUACCGAUUUCCAAUUGUUUUUAAACAAGUAGAUAUUUUCACUACAGUUUUUAUAACUAUAUAAUUAUGGUGUUGUAUCAAAGAAAAAACAUUUAAACUAU
Messenger RNA from Melanaphis sacchari, 1802 nucleotides. RefSeq names its product F-box-like/WD repeat-containing protein TBL1XR1 (gene ebi). The transcript has 9 exons. Gene Ontology annotation, cellular component: histone deacetylase complex. The record is from RefSeq and is a predicted model, not a curated record. Gene Ontology annotation, molecular function: transcription corepressor activity; protein binding. The coding region runs from base 169 to 1656 and encodes 495 amino acids. Gene Ontology annotation, biological process: regulation of transcription by RNA polymerase II. NCBI's taxonomy places the organism in Eukaryota, Metazoa, Arthropoda, Insecta, Hemiptera, Aphididae.